Capra hircus (goat) is the source of this 4963-nucleotide messenger RNA. It is a transcript of the gene MAGI2, whose product is annotated as membrane associated guanylate kinase, WW and PDZ domain containing 2. NCBI's taxonomy places the organism in Eukaryota, Metazoa, Chordata, Mammalia, Artiodactyla, Bovidae. The coding region runs from base 565 to 4935 and encodes 1456 amino acids. The transcript is spliced from 22 exons. Gene Ontology annotation, cellular component: cytoplasm; dendrite. Gene Ontology annotation, biological process: receptor clustering; signal transduction. The record is from RefSeq and is a predicted model, not a curated record. Gene Ontology annotation, molecular function: type II activin receptor binding; SMAD binding; signaling receptor complex adaptor activity.
CCCUCCUCAUCGGCGCUAAGCCUCCUCCCCUGCUGCCAGUACAGUACAAGUCGGCCGCGCGCGCGAGCGCGCGAGCGCGCGCGGACCCUGCCACUGCCACUGCAGCUACCAUGGAUAUCAGCUAACAACACACACUCAGGCGCGCGCGCGCUCCCACUCGCACCACGCAGGAGUGGCCCCCGGCAUCCCUACUCUCCUUCCCCACCCCCACUCCACCCGCUCACCAGCUCGGCUACUGCUCGCUCAGGCUGCCGCUGCCGCCGCCGCCGCCGCCACCACCACAGCUCUCCUCUGCUGCGGGGCCACAGCCUUGAGUGUCAUUCAAGGGACAGCACAACCUCACCCAAGCUCUCCUACCUCUGCCCAGCCGUCCCUGUCAUCCUCCCCCUUCCUCGACCACACUCCAUCCAAAGAAGAGGGAAAGCACCGAACAGAGAGGGGAGGAAGGCAAAGUCUGCUCUCCUCACCUCUUGGCCCCCUGGCUCCUCCAGCCUCAUUCUCUCAGCACCAACUCCCCUACCCCAAAGGAAUCCCUCGGGAGCUGAGGCGACUCACCCCACUGCCAUGUCCAAAAGCUUGAAAAAGAAAAGCCACUGGACUAGCAAAGUCCAUGAGAGUGUCAUUGGCAGGAACCCGGAGGGUCAGCUGGGUUUUGAACUGAAGGGGGGCGCCGAGAAUGGACAGUUCCCCUACCUGGGAGAGGUGAAGCCGGGCAAGGUGGCCUAUGAGAGCGGAAGCAAGUUGGUGUCUGAGGAACUGCUGUUGGAAGUGAACGAGACCCCCGUGGCGGGGCUCACCAUCAGGGACGUGCUGGCCGUGAUCAAACACUGCAAGGACCCCCUCCGGCUCAAGUGUGUCAAGCAAGGAGGAAUUGUUGAUAAGGAUCUUCGUCACUACCUCAACUUACGAUUUCAGAAGGGUUCUGUGGACCAUGAACUUCAGCAAAUUAUUCGUGACAACCUCUACCUCCGCACCGUGCCAUGCACCACAAGGCCACAUAAGGAGGGUGAGGUCCCUGGAGUGGACUAUAUUUUCAUCACUGUUGAAGAUUUUAUGGAAUUGGAGAAAAGUGGUGCUCUCCUAGAAAGUGGGACUUAUGAAGACAAUUACUACGGUACCCCAAAGCCUCCAGCAGAACCAGCACCAUUAUUAUUAAAUGUAACAGACCAGAUACUUCCUGGAGCCACUCCAAGUGCUGAAGGAAAACGAAAGAGGAAUAAAUCAGUGAGCAACAUGGAGAAAGCAAGCAUAGAGCCUCCUGAGGAGGAAGAGGAAGAGAGGCCUGUGGUCAAUGGAAAUGGAGUAGUAGUAACACCAGAAUCCAGUGAACCUGAAGACAAGAGUGUAGGUGCCUCAGGGGAGACACCCUCCCAGCCUUAUCCUGCACCAGUGUACAGUCAGCCUGAGGAGGUGAAGGAGCAGAUGGAUGAUGCGAAACCAGCUAAACCUGAGGAGAAUGAGGACUCAGACCCAUUGCCUGACAACUGGGAAAUGGCUUAUACAGAGAAGGGUGAAGUCUACUUCAUUGACCAUAACACAAAGACAACAUCAUGGCUGGAUCCACGACUUGCGAAAAAGGCUAAGCCUCCAGAAGAGUGCAAAGAAAAUGAGCUUCCAUAUGGCUGGGAAAAAAUCGAUGAUCCCAUAUAUGGCACUUAUUAUGUUGACCACAUAAAUAGAAGAACACAGUUUGAAAACCCUGUCCUGGAAGCAAAAAGGAAGCUACAGCAGCAUAACAUGCCCCACACAGAACUUGGAACAAAGCCCUUGCAGGCCCCAGGUUUCCGAGAAAAGCCACUCUUUACCCGGGAUGCCUCCCAAUUGAAGGGAACGUUUCUCAGCACUACACUCAAAAAGAGCAACAUGGGGUUUGGAUUUACCAUCAUUGGCGGAGACGAGCCUGACGAGUUUCUGCAGGUGAAAAGCGUGAUUCCCGAUGGGCCUGCAGCACAAGACGGGAAAAUGGAAACAGGUGAUGUCAUUGUCUAUAUUAAUGAAGUUUGUGUCCUUGGACACACUCAUGCAGAUGUAGUCAAACUUUUCCAGUCUGUUCCUAUUGGUCAGAGUGUCAACUUGGUAUUGUGUCGUGGCUACCCUUUGCCCUUUGAUCCUGAAGAUCCUGCUAACAGCAUGGUGCCACCCCUUGCAAUAAUGGAGAGGCCACCUCCAGUGAUGGUCAAUGGAAGACAUAACUAUGAAACAUAUUUGGAAUACAUUUCUCGGACCUCACAGUCGGUUCCAGAUAUAACAGAUCGGCCGCCUCAUACUUUGCACUCAAUGCCAGCUGAUGGUCAGCUAGAUGGCACGUAUCCACCACCUGUCCAUGACGACAAUGUAUCUAUGGCUUCAUCUGGGGCCACCCAAGCUGAACUUAUGACCUUAACCAUUGUGAAAGGUGCCCAGGGUUUUGGCUUCACCAUUGCAGACAGUCCUACAGGACAGCGGGUGAAACAAAUACUUGACAUUCAGGGAUGCCCUGGCCUGUGUGAAGGCGACCUCAUUAUUGAGAUCAACCAGCAGAAUGUACAGAACCUGAGCCAUACGGAAGUAGUGGAUAUACUUAAGGACUGUCCCAUUGGAAGCGAGACUUCUUUGAUUAUUCAUCGAGGAGGUUUCUUUUCUCCAUGGAAAACCCCAAAGCCUAUAAUGGACCGAUGGGAGAACCAAGGCAGUCCUCAGACGAGUUUAUCUGCUCCGGCCAUACCACAGAACCUGCCCUUCCCGCCCGCCCUUCACAGGAGUUCCUUUCCUGACUCAACAGAGGCCUUUGACCCAAGGAAGCCUGACCCAUAUGAGCUCUACGAGAAAUCGAGAGCCAUUUAUGAAAGUAGGCAACAAGUGCCACCAAGGACCAGUUUUCGAAUGGAUUCUUCUGGUCCAGAUUAUAAGGAGCUGGAUGUUCACCUUCGCAGGAUGGAGUCUGGAUUUGGCUUCAGAAUCCUCGGGGGAGAUGAGCCUGGACAGCCUAUUUUGAUUGGCGCCGUCAUCGCCAUGGGCUCAGCUGACAGAGAUGGCCGCCUACACCCAGGAGAUGAGCUCGUCUAUGUGGAUGGAAUUCCAGUGGCUGGAAAGACCCACCGCUAUGUCAUUGACCUUAUGCACCAUGCAGCCCGGAAUGGGCAGGUCAACCUCACUGUGAGAAGAAAGGUGCUAUGUGGAGGGGAGCCCUGCCCAGAGAAUGGGAGGAGUCCAGGCUCCGUGUCGACCCACCACAGUUCUCCUCGCAGUGACUACGCAACCUACACCAACACCUACAGCAACAGUAACCAUGCCGUCCCCACCAGCAACGCCUCUCCCCCUGAAGGCUUCGCCUCCCACAGCCUGCAGACCAGCGACGUGGUCAUUCACCGCAAAGAGAAUGAGGGUUUCGGCUUUGUCAUCAUCAGCUCCCUGAACAGGCCAGAGUCUGGAUCCACUAUAACUGUGCCACAUAAAAUCGGACGCAUCAUUGAUGGGAGUCCCGCAGAUCGCUGCGCAAAGCUAAAAGUGGGAGACCGGAUCUUGGCGGUGAACGGCCAGUCUAUCAUCAACAUGCCUCAUGCAGACAUCGUGAAGCUCAUCAAGGAUGCGGGUCUUAGUGUCACCCUUCGCAUCAUUCCUCAGGAGGAACUCAACAGCCCCGCUUCAGCACCCAGCUCAGAGAAGCAGAGCCCCAUGGCCCAGCAGCACAGCCCCCUGGCCCAACAGAGUCCUCUGGCCCAGCCCAGCCCGGCCACCCCCAACAGUCCCAUUGCCCAGCCAGCUCCGCCUCAGCCACUUCAGCCUCAAGGACAUGAAAAUAGUUACAGGUCAGAAGUAAAAGCAAGGCAAGAUGUGAAACCAGACAUCCGACAGCCUCCAUUCACGGACUACAGGCAGCCUCCACUGGACUACAGGCAACCCCCAGGAGGGGACUACCCGCAGCCCCCGCCCUUGGACUACAGGCAGCCUCCGCUAUUGGACUACAGGCAGCACUCCCCAGACACCAGGCAGUUCCCUCUGUCAGACUACAGGCAGCCCCAGGAUUUUGAUUAUUUCACUGUGGACAUGGAGAAAGGAGCCAAAGGAUUUGGAUUCAGCAUUCGUGGAGGAAGGGAGUACAAAAUGGAUUUGUAUGUGCUGAGAUUAGCAGAAGAUGGGCCAGCAAUAAGGAAUGGAAGGAUGAGGGUAGGAGAUCAGAUCAUUGAAAUCAAUGGGGAGAGCACAAGAGACAUGACCCACGCCAGAGCAAUAGAGCUCAUCAAAUCAGGCGGAAGGAGAGUGAGGCUACUGCUGAAGCGCGGGACGGGACAGGUCCCAGAGUAUGACGAACCCGGCUCCUGGAGUGCUCCCGCUGCCGCCUCCCCAGGUCUGCCGGAAGUAGGCGUCUCCCUGGAGGACGUCCUCUCUCCAUUCUCUCCAUCACAUCCAGCCCCACCCUCCGACCCUUCCCACCAGACAAGCCCAGACCCAACUUGGGAUAUCAAAAGGGAACACGACGUUAGGAAACCAAAGGAGCUUUCAGCCGGCAGCCAGAAGAAGCAGCGCCUUGGGGAUCAGAGCGAGCGCUCGGCCAGCCCGCAGAGGGCCGUGCAACCAGGGUUCGAGGAGGCGCCUGGCGGCCAGGGGCAGCCUGAGGCCGGCAGGCCCUCCUCGGAGACCAGGGCGCCUGGGCCAGCAGUGGCCGAAGCGGCGCGGGCCGGCAACAAGGAUGGGCUGCAGGCCACGGCGGGCUCCGAGCUCGGCCGGCAUGGAGGCCCCGGCGCGGCACCUGCGUUCGUGGGCCCGGGCCGCGGCGGGGGCGCACGGGAGGUCGAGGGCCGGGCGGGGGCGCGGGCGGGGUCCAGGCAGGGCGCGCGGCCCCCCGGGGGCGCCCCUGCGCGCAAGGCUGCCGUGGCGCCCGGGCCGUGGAAGGUGCCAGGCUCCGACAAGCUGCCGGGCGUCCCCAAACCCGGCGCCUCAGCCCCGGGGAGAUGAGCCCGCCGCCCCGCCUCAAUACCUGCAG